Molecule: messenger RNA, 252 nt
Organism: Postia placenta MAD-698-R-SB12
Lineage: Eukaryota; Fungi; Basidiomycota; Agaricomycetes; Polyporales; Adustoporiaceae
Exons: 3
Source: RefSeq, a predicted model, not a curated record
AGGCGGCAUGCCUCUCACGGCCACGGACCUCGCUACAAUGAGCCUUCCGGUUGGCUUUUUGGCGAGAAGCCUCCAGCGCCAGGACAGAAGCGUCAGAGAGAGAACUGGGAGAUGAUAUGGUACGUCGGGAUGUACGGGACCAUGGCGCUGGCAGCAGUGUUGCUGUACUACAAGCCCGACACGAGCAUGCGUACAUGGGCGUACAAUGAGGCCAAGGCUCGUAUGGAGGCUCGGGGCGAGAAGACAGACUAC